CUCACCAACAAGCACUCAGAUCACGUAUGGCACGUUCCUGUAAUCCGAAGUUUUCACUUUUUCAUGGCCUUGUUUUCAUACUUCUAUUUUUUUGGUUAGAGGUUUGCACUUCCAGAGACACAAUUAUAUCUACACAAUCCAUCAAAGACCCUGAAAUUAUAGUCUCCCUUGGAAAGACCUUCAAGCUGGGAUUCUUUAGUCCUGUAAAUACUACGAAUCGUUAUGUUGGUAUCUUGGACAACAUCCCAGUGACGAUUGUUGUAUGGGUUGCCAAUAGAGACAAGCCUUUGAAUGAUUCAUCUGGGAUUGUGAUGAUAUCCGAGGGUGGUAAUCUGGUAAUCUUGAAUGGGCAGAAGGAGGUCAUUUGGUCAUCAAAUGUUUCGAAUCUUGUGGCCAAUUCAAGUGUCCAGCUUCUAGAUACUGGGAAUCUUGUCUUACGAGACAACUCUAGUGGAAGGAUCAUAUGGGAGAAUUUUCAACAGCCUUCAGACUCAUUCUUACAGAAGAUGAGACUUGGUACUGAUGCAAAGAAAGGUGAGAGGACUCUGCUGACAUCUUGGAAAAGUCCAUCGGAUCCAUUCAUUAGAUCUUUCUCUGCAAGAAUUGAUCCUCUAAGCAUCCCACAAUUUGUUGUAUGGAAUGGUAGUCAUCCAUACUGGCGUAGUGGUCCUUGGAAUGGUCAGGUUUUUAUAGGAAUUCCAACAAUGCAUAAAUUAUAUGACAAUGAAUUUAAUCUUGUCGAUGACAAAAAAAGAACUGUUGAUCUAACUUUCAGCUAUGCCAAUGAGUCCAUUGUAUUAUACCUCCAGUUGAAUUCUGAAGGAUCUCUACAAAAGAAGGGUCGGUUUGUAGGGAAAGAAGACUGGUACGUGUUGUGGUGGGCGCCAAAAAAUGAGUGUGAUGUUUAUGGCAAGUGUGGACCAUUUGGAAGCUGUAAUUCACGGGACUCACCAAUUUGUACCUGUUUAAGGGGAUUUGAGCCAAAGCAUAUGGAUGAAUGGAGUCAAGGAAAUUGGUCUAGUGGAUGCAAAAGAAAGACACCAUUGCAAUGUGAGAGAAACAAUACAGUCAAUGAAAAGGGAAAAGGGGAUGGAUUUUUGAAGCUUGAAAGAGUAAAAGUACCAGAUUUUGAGGUGUGGGUACCUGGUCUAGAAGACAAUUGUGGAAGCCUGUGCUUGAAUAACUGUUCAUGUACAGCUUAUUCAGGUUACUUUGGAAUUGGGUGUAUGCAAUGGAGUGGAAGUCUAAUUGACAUCCAGAAAUUCAUGGAUGGUGGGGCGGAUCUUUACAUUCGAGUGGCAUAUUCAGAGCUUGACAAAGAGAAGAACAUUAAAACAGUUCUCGCAAUUACAAUAAGCAUAGGGUCAAUAACCAUUGCAAUCUGCGCAUAUUGUUUUUGGAGGUGGAUGGCCAAACACAAAGCAUCAGGAAGGAAACAGAAAAGUAAGCAAUUAUUAUUUAGAAGGGUAGAACUGUAUCCAGAGUAUUCUACUGAAACCGUGCUUGUAGAGAAUACCCACCAAACUAAUCUUGAAGAACUGCCAUUAUAUAGUUUGGAGGAUUUGACAAAUGCAACAGAUAACUUUCAUUCUACUAAUAAGCUGGAGCAGGGUGGUUUUGGACCAGUAUACAUGGUUGAUGUGUCAGUUUUCUUACCUUUAGCCCCAAAUGGUUUUCUCUCUCAUACAUCCACCACAGUCAGAGCAACUGCGGUAUUUUUUGCAUAUGUUGGAUUUGAUGCAGUUGCUAAUUCGGCUGAAGAAUCUGCAAGACCACAGUGGAACUUCCAAUUAUGCCUAAUGGGAAGCCUUCUUGUUUAUAUUUUAUACACAGUACCUUCAAAAAAAUUCGGAAUAGAUCUGAAAUAUGUAUCUGUGUUAAUAGGCAUUGGUUCUGUUACUGGACUUACUACAACCCUUCUUGUGGGUAGCAGCCUAUUUGUGGCGGUGGCGGUGGUGGUGGUAGGGACCACAAGCACAAAGGAAGAAGCCACAAGCACAAAGGAAGAAGAGUAG
Messenger RNA from Ilex paraguariensis (yerba mate), 2015 nucleotides. The record is from the annotation of a GenBank genome assembly. Lineage: Eukaryota; Viridiplantae; Streptophyta; Magnoliopsida; Aquifoliales; Aquifoliaceae.